Exophiala xenobiotica is the source of this 2305-nucleotide messenger RNA. RefSeq lists its product as uncharacterized. The record is from RefSeq and is a predicted model, not a curated record. Gene Ontology annotation, biological process: transmembrane transport. Gene Ontology annotation, molecular function: transmembrane transporter activity. The transcript is spliced from 2 exons. NCBI's taxonomy places the organism in Eukaryota, Fungi, Ascomycota, Eurotiomycetes, Chaetothyriales, Herpotrichiellaceae. The coding region runs from base 275 to 2017 and encodes 580 amino acids.
AUGGCCUAUUGCUAUCGCGCACAAAGUCAGCAUUGACGACUGAAUGUUACUUGUUCCUCGUGGUCAUCUCUCUCCAAUGUGUCAUGCUCCCACUCUUGCUUCCUAUCACCCAACUCCAAAUAUUGCGUCAAUUUAGGUCUACAGCCCCUCAGCUCCUCUGCCGUCUCAGCAAAACUUGAGACUCUCGACGGAGGAGGUGCUUAGGAGGGAUAUGGUAAAACCACAGGGUGCAGGAGGGAAGUCUGAAGUUACGUGAGGAAUUUCUACCUCGGCCAUGUGGUCAUUGGUGCAGUACAGGCAGAUUCGCAAAGACGUCGAACAAGAAUGGGAGCGUCAGAAGCGUCGCACUAGUAGUGAGGACGAGGAGGCCAGAGGCGAGUCUGAACUGCAAAGGCCUAUCUCUGGUGUCGCUUCUGCAUCGUCCACACCGCCGCCGACAACUCCAUCAGACAGCGCACGAGAACCAGAACCAGAACCAGAUUUGGAAAAGGCUUCCCAAUCGCCGCAGAAGCUCACUGCGCCCCGUCGCCCAUCCCAGGCGCACGACGACGAGAAGAAAUACGACGCCUCGCUUCGACGGCACACAAGCGAACCGAACUACCAACACCACGAUGCUUCCGGCAACAUCGUGGUUGGCAAGGAAGGGCACGACGACAUUCUGGAUCCGCAUAACUGGUCACUCCGAUCUCGAAGCGCCAACAUUGCCGUCCUCUCGCUGCUGAUUUUCACUCAAGGCUGGGCCAGUGCCGCAGACUCCCAGGCCAACACGGCCAUCUCACAGGCCCUGCAUGUCAGCAAGGUCGCCGAGAACCUCUCGCAGGCUUUGUACCUGUUCGGCAUUGGGUGCGGCUGUCUUUUUGUCGGACCGCUCUCGGAGACUCUGGGCCGCAAUCCGACGUAUCUGGUCUCGACGUUUAUUUACCUGUUCUUCGUCCUGGGCUCGGCACUGACCAAGACUUUCGCCGGACAACUCUGCUGUCGGUUUUUCGUCGGCUUGUUCGCAAGCGCGACGCUGGGCAUCAACGGCGCCAGUGUCGGCGACCAGUUCCGGCCGGUCAAACGAGCGUUUGUGUUUCCGGUCAUCGCGUGGGCCAAUGUUGCCGCUCCUGCCAUAGCCCCCAUAGCCGGCGGCUGGAUUGUGUCCUCGCCUUCCCUCGGCUGGCGAUGGUGCGCAUACAUCACACUGAUAAUCUCGGCGUUCGCCUUUCUCGUCGCGCUCGUCUUCCUACCAGAGACAUACCUUCCCAUCCUGGUCGACUGGAAAGCACGGCACCUCCGCGCCGUCACCGGCGACCAACGGUACGUCUCGAAACACGCGCAGACCGCUUCGUUUUUCGGCAGGCUCAGACAAGUCCUCCCCAUGCCUGUGACGUUCUUCAGCUCGGAACCCGUCGUGGCCGUCUUGGGAGGCUACCUGAUCCUCCUGUAUGUCAUAUUGUUCUCCUUCCUGUCCGGGUUCGACUACAUCUUCAAAAAGACGUACGGUCUGUCAACGGGCAUGACGGGCUCGUGCUUCGCCUCGAUUGCCGCGGGGAGCACGGGGUUUACACUCAGCGCCCCCGUGCUCUACAGUUGGGCACGCCGCGCGACGGGCCAUGUCUCUGGCGCCCACGUCGCGCCCGAGUUUCGCUUGUGGCCCGCCAUCAUCACUGCGCCUCUGCUCCCCGUGAGCCUGUUCUGGCUGGGCUGGACGAAUUACCCGUCCAUCUCGAUCUGGUCCGGGCUCGGAGCGUGUUUUGUCUUUGGCGUCGUCGCCACGGCCAUGUAUGUCAGUUGCUAUGAGUAUAUCAUCGACAGUUACGGAGAGCAUGCGGCCGUGGCGCUGGCGAGUAUAACCAUGGCCCGGUAUCUCGUUGCCGGUGGCAUGGUCAUGGCCGCGAGGCCCAUGUAUGAAGGUAUCGGCGUGCACUGGGUGUGUACCUUGCUUGGGUGUAUCGCCGUCGUGCUCGCGCCCGCGCCGCUGGUCUUUUUUAGGGUCGGGGCGAAGUUGAGGGAGAAGAGUCCUUAUGCUACAUGACGGCGCUGCCCCGUAUGGUAUGGUCCGCGACGACUCGGGACUUCGUGGCAGAGACCCGUCUCGAGCCUAAACUCCUUCCUAUAGGAGUCCAUGUACAGUACGGUUGUACGAGUUUACGGCGACAGAAUUUCCGACUGCCGGGUAGUGCAAAUACGAGCCCUCGAGAUGACUGAUGAAGAUUAUAACGCUGGCGAACUCGUGAUUUGGAACUUUUUCACCUGCGUUGUCGAAAUACAUAGAUGAUGGGUAGACCUAAGUAAUUGCCUACUGCCCUGCUCAAGAGGCAUG